AGGAUUUGGAUAGGAUUUUAAUAUGGUUCACUUCCACUGAUUCAUAAAAAAAUCUGUUUGUGAUUGUUUAUUUGUUUUAUUGUUUUUUGAAAUGUCAAAUGUGAAUUCAUCUCUGAUUAAUAUUACCACAGAGCAGCGGUAUCAGGGAACAGAAGAGAGGGUGCUGUUUUCCACUCUCACCGCGCUGCCAUGCUGCGUGUUUCUCUUUCUUAAUGCGACCAUGCUGCGCAGUUUGAGGAGCAAAGCGGUGUUUCGUCAGACCUGUCGGUACCUUCUCCUGUUUAACCUUCUUCUUGCAGACACCAUGCAGAUGAUGCUGAGUCAGCUGCUGCACAUCCUUGCUGUUUGUAGAAUUACUUUGACUUAUCCUCUGUGUGGCUGUCUCACAUCACUUGCCAACCUUAUGACCGUGAUCUCCCCUCUCACACUGGUGAUCAUGUCUUUGGAGAGGUUUGUGGCUGUGUGCUACCCCCUGAGACAUGCCUCCAUUACCUCCAUGAGGAACACAACUGCAGCCAUCAGUGCCAUCUGGACUUUAAGCUCACUUCAUAUACUUACGCAGAACCUUUUACUGGUUGAAUACCCAUUUCACCAACUGCAGAGUCUUCAGAUGGUGGACUUUUGCUCUAUGUUUGCAAUGCUGUUAUGGUCUGGGUCUGAUUACUAUGACAAAUUUUUCACCACUUUUCUGUUUGCAACAGCCGGUAUGGCUGUCAUUUCCACAUAUGUCGGGGUCAUCAUAGCAGCCAGGUCUGCCUCUGCAGACAAAGCUUUAGCCAACAAGGCUCGAAAUACGGUGCUGCUGCAUGUGGUGCAACUGGCACUCAGUGUUUCUGCCACAAUUUUCAUUCCAAUAAUCAUGGCUAUUGCUAGAGUUGUAUCAAGACUGAAUUUUGUGCGCAUUCUGAAUGUAAUGUAUUUGUUUUUUUUACUCCUCCCUAGAUGUCUGAGUUCCCUCAUUUAUGGCAUCAGAGAUCAAACCAUCAGGCCUGUGCUGUUGAACCACCUAUGCUGUCACUGUAAUGUAAAAGCUGUCUGAUAGAGCUGCUCCUAAAGAUAAUCCCACCUUUUUUCUAAUUAAGUAAAAGGGUUAUUCUCCUGGUUGAGACUCUAUAAGCUGUAUGUAUUUACCCUACAAAAAAAUAAAUCUUAGGAAAUAGUCACAUUGAUUUGUCACAGUUAAUAUAAAACUCAGUGAGUUAAUAGUACAUUUUGACAAAGAUCAAACUGUUUCUGUUUUUAUAAGACGUCUUUGUUAUGGCUUAUUUUUUAAUUUGCAAAUUCCAAAAAAAUUGUUAAUAGACAUAAAACAGACUAACAUAUUUUAAAUUGUAUUACAUAAUAUGUUACUUUAUAGAAAGUAAUUAUAUUUUCAGAGGUGCAAUAAAAAUGUCUGAGAUACAAAUACAUUAAUUAAAAACAAUCUUACUUCCUGUUUUUUUU
Molecule: messenger RNA, 1443 nt
Organism: Oryzias melastigma (Indian medaka)
Lineage: Eukaryota; Metazoa; Chordata; Actinopteri; Beloniformes; Adrianichthyidae
Product: odorant receptor 131-2
Exons: 1
Coding region: 92-1039 (315 amino acids)
Biological process (GO): G protein-coupled receptor signaling pathway
Cellular component (GO): membrane
Molecular function (GO): G protein-coupled receptor activity
Source: RefSeq, a predicted model, not a curated record